UUUGUAUGCAAUACUGGGUAUGAGCCUAAUAUACCUAGUCAGACAGUCACUUGUGAACUGGAUAAAACAUGGUCAAAUCUUGAAAAUAUGCCAGAAGAGUGUAACCCUGUCGACUGUGGCUCGUACGGAUACGUUGAAGGCGGGUCAGUACAAUGUGAUGGUGGUACAACAUACUCACAAACAUGCAGUGUCACGUGUAGGAACGGUUACGAACUAGUGCAAGGAACCUCACACUGUCAAGCUGAUGCACAAUGGAGUCAACCACGUCUCGAGUGUUCAAGAAUCUUAUGCCGGUCUCUCGAAUUCAGUAAUCAACCUGGUAAAAUGAUGUGCGAUCCACCUGGUUUUGGACAUCCAAGCAUUUGUAGUUUCGUCUGUGAUGCCGGAUACACAUUAAAAGGAGACGAAUCAGAACUUACAUGCGAGAGUGAUGGAGAGUGGGAUGGCAUUGAACCAACAUGCAAGGAUGUUAUAUGCGACAAAUUAUCUUUCGAAGAUGGAACAGUUUCUUGUCCAGACGGGACUGGCUACGCCGCAGUAUGCAAGUUCGAGUGCAGUUUUCCUCUGAAACUUUAUGGUUCGGAUGAGACAACAUGCUUGUCAAGUGAAGAAUGGUCUCAUGGUGUACCAGAAUGCAGAGAAUUUUCUCCAAAAUGUGAUGAUGCAAUUGAGCCGCUAAGUUGUGAAGAUGAUUGUGAUGACAGUUCUGACUGUGAAGUUGAUGAGGUUUGUUGUCCAUCUUCAUGUGGGCUAACAUGCAAAAAAGUUAAGAAUGAACCAAAACCCAAGAAUCCCUUCCUAAAUGUAAACAAACAAACAUUGCUUUUACUACUGGCCGCUUCGAGUCAACGUAAGCCAGUGUCACGUCCACCAGUGCGACGCCCACCUCAGUGUCCGAGAUGCAACCGCAAUGCAUGUACAACAGGCUUGUACAGUUGUCCAACGUAUCUCAAUGCUCUAUGUGGAACGACUUGUAAUGGAUGUAGAGCCCAUUUCCUUUAUCGUAAUAAUCCUAGAGUGGAAGUAGGAAACCGAUGUCUAUGUCCACGAAAUAGUCCACCAAACCCAAGGUGUGGUGGAUAUAUGUGCAACGGAGUUAGAUGCGCAAACCUCCCACAAGCUGAGUGUCGUGUGUACGGUUGUGGACCAACAUGCUAUUUGCAGUUUUUCAAUAGAUUUGGACGAAUAGUAUCGUGUAUACAACAAGCAACUUGCCAGCCUGGAAUAAACUCAGUUGGUCUUUGUGCCAGAGCAUGCCUCAGUGCGUCUUGUCCAAAAUAUCCAGCAGCUCAUUGUCGAGUACGAUGCAAUGGAUGCCCUGCUGAAUUCUUCGAUCAAAGAACGAAUAUGCCUAUCACAAAUUGCAAUUAAAAUCAUUGGGAUUAUAUUAUUAUGUGAAUCCAUCUAUUUUGUAUAAUUAAUAAAAAUUAUUGCGACAUGAUAAAUCGGAGCUUCAUUCAUUACCUAUAGUAAUGUAAUGUCAGAAAAUACAAAUUUUUGAGCACAUUGUUUUUUUUAUUUACAUUUAAAUUGACAAAAUGCCAUCAUUUCAUAAUUUCAGCUUGUGUUAAGUUUUGAUAACGAAAAUAUUGGAAUAUUCAUAAAAUUUCUAACUCUGUUUAUUGUAAGUUUAUCAGUUCAAUUUCUAUAAGUUUUGUUUGCAUUCAAACUAAUAUUUACCGCAAAUAAGGUUAAAAAAAACUUACUCCUUUUAAGUAAUUUUUAUAUUAUGCUUUUUAGUCAAAUUUCUCUUUGCAUUUUCUCCCCUUUUGUUUAAGUUGGUUCAUCAUGCUUGGCGUAAAUUAGAAUUCAAAUGGAUAUGCAUCCCACCUUGUUUCGAUCAUUUUGUGUAUUAGGUUUUAUUAAAAAUAGUAUUCUUCAUGUUUGAAUGUGUGUGAAAUUUUGAGAGCCCAAUUUUGAAAUUUGAAACAAAUUUGCAUUGGUUUGAUAGAAAAAAUUUGAAUCUUUGUUUAGUUGCCUCAUGGGGUUUUAUCUAACUUUCUUUGAUGUUUGUACAUUUUCAUUCUUAUUUGUUGUUUUAUAUGGCCAUGACUUUAAAGCUUAAUUCUGUAUGUUUAAACCUUUUAUGGAAUGGACGGUUUCUGAUUAAUUGAGAAAAAAAUUACAA
This is a messenger RNA of Styela clava, 2128 nucleotides long. NCBI's taxonomy places the organism in Eukaryota, Metazoa, Chordata, Ascidiacea, Stolidobranchia, Styelidae. The record is from RefSeq and is a predicted model, not a curated record.